Molecule: messenger RNA, 3783 nt
Organism: Xyrauchen texanus (razorback sucker)
Lineage: Eukaryota; Metazoa; Chordata; Actinopteri; Cypriniformes; Catostomidae
Product: rhomboid domain-containing protein 3-like
Exons: 5
Coding region: 408-1496 (362 amino acids)
Cellular component (GO): membrane
Molecular function (GO): protein binding; serine-type endopeptidase activity
Source: RefSeq, a predicted model, not a curated record
UAUAGUUAACUAAAUUAAACAGUACACAAUUUAAUAACAGUUAAAUUAUCGUUACUUAAUAAAAACACAUUUAUAACGUAUUCCCCCAAAAAAUAAGUUAGUCCUAAGGCUCUCUCAAUGCGCUUGCCUGCAGCAGGAAGUUGUUCACUGUCGAAAUAAAAAGGUAGUUAAAUUACAUUGGUAACUUGUAUGUGUUUGUGCUAUGUAUUAUUAAAUAUAACACACUAUUGGUUAACCUUAUUUACCAAACAUAGCUCGUGAUGCUCGCGAAAGCUGGAUAAUGCGGUGAAGCGCAGAAGAAUGUUUAAUAUUUGAAUCGUGAAUGCAUGUCAUCCACUUGCAAUACAAAUCUAGAUUGAUGCUUUCCGUAAUAGCAACCCAUCAGCUGAUGCAUCCUUUUGUUUACAAUGCUCGAUCAUCUCUUUUCGGGAUGGAUUUGGUGUGGUUCCAACCAUCCAGGAUUUUGUAGUGGUACAUUUUUAAUAUUCUUUUUCAUUUUGUCGACUUGGCUCUCUGGAAUUCACGCCAGCCUAAGUUUAGGACCAGGCGGCGAAUUUCCUGGAUUUUAUGAUUUCAUCUUCUAUGCCUUACGUCAUGAGGAGUUAACCUCUUUUCUCUACAACAUCAUCCUGCUGUUGUGGCUUGGACCCUGUCAGGAGAGAAGAUGGGGCACCUUUGUCUUCCUCGCUCUCUCCUUCCUCUCAACUGUGCUUCUACCUCCCAUUUAUGCCCUCUUUCUCUUUGUCACCGGUGAUGAAGCCAGCAGGGUCAGUGGAUACUCAGCUACUCAUCUGGCCCUGUUCACAGCUCAGUGUCGCCAGGUGAAGCAGAGGAGAGUCCUGCGUCAUGUUCCUGUCUGGUUCUUGCCUUGGUUCUUCUUACUGCUCGACCUCUUCCUGCUUCCAAGUGCUCCAGGCCUGCUGCACUUUUAUGCCAUUUGCCUGGGACUCAACUACAAUAAAGAGUUCAUUGAUGUAUUGCAGCAGUUAGAAAGAAGGGGGGGUUGUGUCUGCUUGCCAAAAUGGGCCUACAUCCCAGUUACUUCUCAUCCACACCUGCCAUCUUACGUCAGUUCUUCAGAAAGACCGGAGCCUUGUGUUGAGCCAUCUCGGAUGGGACACAUGCCAUCAGUCAGUAGAUCCCAGUUGGAAGAUCAUUCACAUGUGCUGCCAUGGCAGCAUUCUGUGUCUGAGUGGCAUGAGGAGUCUUUGUUGGCAAGAGAUGUGCAUUUGCUAGAGGAGCAGAUGCUAAAGGCUGGGAUAUUAGCAUCACUACAGGAUGCACCUGAGGGUGCGGAUAAAGUUGAAGUGCCCAAGUCCUCUGUAUCCUCAUUACGGUUGCAGCAGCUGGAAAAGAUGGGUUUUCCUACAGAAAAAGCUGUUGUGGCUCUUGCUGCUACUGGGCAGCUGGAUGGAGCUAUUUCUUUACUUAUCGAUGAUCAGAUUGGGAAGGAGGCAGUGGUCAUCUCUAAAGGGAAGAAGUCACCAUCGUACUAGCUCCUGGAUAUUCAAACCAUUUAUGGAAUUUUUCCAAGUUGUUUAAUUGCACUGACUUUGGAUCAUCUCAUUACAUUACUUGCAAGUUAAGCAUGGCAUUGCUCUUGAUCUAGAAGGCAGAGAUUAAGAUUAACUGUUACUAUGCAUUAACCAGUUACUUCAUAACUCUUGGGUGGAGUCCAGUUGAUGAUGGGUGAUGUGGAAGAUUAAUAUAUUUAUAUUAUGGUGUUGGCAGCUGUUACGGUUAAAGUUGAAAUAAUGGGAAAAUGUACUCCAAGCCACGAUCAAAUUGUCCCAAUGGAUGAGACUUGGAUGUUUAUUAUGAUCCAACAAACUUCUCCAUUGACAUUGUGUCAUUAAACCCACAUUAGUAGAUUGUCACGCCAGGAGGAGCAUGUGCGUAUGUUAGUAUGUGAUCCCUAUUUUAGUUUCUUGGUAACAUAAUUACCAUAUUACUCAUAUUACCAAACAUUCAGAAAGUUUAGCUGUUUCAUUGAUGAAAAUGUGAAUUGUAUUAAAAAGGAACACAAAGUUUAUUUAUUUUUUUCAACACCAAUUGGUAAAUGCACACUGGCGAGACUAAUUCACACAGUUUUGAAAUGAAAAAAAUACAAGUGACGUUACAUGAAUUGGUAUACAGUAUAAGGAAAACAUCAACUGCUAAUAUUCAUCUAUAAAUAAUUAAUACAACAACAAUAUUUAUAUAGUAAUACAAAGACAGUCAUGGAAAGUAAGUUCUUGAGGAAGGAAUCCAGUCCUAUGCAUGUGCAUGUAGCUGUGAUGGAAAGACAUCCAUGAAACAUAAAAGAGACACACUCCCAUAGCUCAUGCAAUUGCGCCUUUGUUUUGAAAGGGUUACUGCAUGUAACAUUUUUAUGUAAUAACUGUUUAUCUAAAGUAGAGGAGAAUCAUAAAAUGUAAUUCAGAACCACAUAAACCCCUGCUCACUGGCAUCUUUUAGCAAAAAACAACUGACAAUGUUUUCAUUAAAUCGAAUCUAGCUACAGUUUCAGUCAAUUUCUAUGAGGGAGAGAAACAAAGAGGCAUUCUUCUAUUGCAAUUACAUUUAGCUAUAUUAACAACACGUUCUCACUCCCAAGGCGUCAAAGACUGAAGCAUGUGCAAGAGACCAGCACGUCAAUCUACAGACGCUAAAAGUGCCCUUUGGCGCAAGUGCGUUUUUUUCUAUGAGAAACCUUUGACGUCAACUGACUGACGUGAUGGGCGUUCCAAUUUUAACAUCGUUUAAUUAUACGUUGGGGUACAAUUUUGUCAUGGUGACUUGUUGGGGGUAUGCUUUUCAUUUCAUUUGAAAUAUGUAUGCACUGUGGUUAAUAUUUAAUCUGUUGUUUAUCUGUCUACACAUCCUGCACUGAUCCUGUUUCAUUCCAGGUGUAUUCCGAGUCUUACAAUCAUUUUAUGUAAAGAGCAAACCUAAAUGUAGGUUUUUAUUCACCGUUCACAGUCACCCGGCAUCCACUGUAACACAUCCUGUACAAGUGUUGUUAUAACCAAGGGUGUAGCCAGUGAAUUACUUUUGGGUGGGCCUCAAUAAAAAUGGAUGUGCCAAGUUUUUGGCCAAAUUUGUUUUGAGCCAAAUUUUCAUUUACAACAGAGAAGCAGCGCAUUCAAACAGUUCUUUCACACUUUCAGAAAUUAUAAUAUACGCAUUUUUUAAAACUGUUUUAUUAAUAUAUUUGAAGUAAAAAUAUCUCUAAAACCUUAAUUGGCUACGCCACUGGUUAUAACAAAUUUUAUGUGAAACGGCUUUGACGUCAGAGACUCAAGCGAUUUUACCAUUGGCUCUCGCUUGUCUCGUGACUGAUUGUCAGCUCAAUUACGAAUGUACAUGUAUAUUUUGAAUGAGAUGUGCUGGUAGAGUCAGGAUGACACAUGAUUGAGAUGAAACCUUCAGUUUCUAUAAAUAGUGUAAUGUAAAUCAGAGUGUCUUUCAUAUUUUAUAUUGUUGAUUAUUGGUUAGGUUUAGAAAUGGGGUUGGGUUAGGGGAUCUAAAAUAUUAUAUAUGAUUUUAUAAUGUAAUAUCACACUAAUAUAUUUACAAGUAUUACAAAACAUUGAGGUUAAGCACACAAAAUAAUAUUCAAAGAUUGAUAACUGACGACAAAGUUUUCUCGUUGAAAACAAUGGGGUUUCUUACCGCAUCAUGAAGAGGACGCCAAGGGGCUCCUUUGCACAAGCGUCAAAAUUGGACGCAUAUGGAAUGAGAAUGGGUUGAUAUUAAAGUUUACAAAUGUUGAGAUUGGACAUUUAUGUCCUUAACUUGUCC